Physella acuta is the source of this 813-nucleotide messenger RNA. RefSeq lists its product as uncharacterized. NCBI's taxonomy places the organism in Eukaryota, Metazoa, Mollusca, Gastropoda, Physidae. The record is from RefSeq and is a predicted model, not a curated record.
AUGUUGGUUCACGUGGUGCAACUGGUUCACGUGGUGCAACUGGUUCACCUGGUGCAACUGGUUCAAUUGGUGCAACUGGUUCACCUGGUGCAACUGGUUCAACUGGUGCAACUGGUUCACCUGGUGCAACUGGUUCACCUGGUGCAACUGGUUCAACUGGUGCAACUGGUUCGCCUGGUGCAACUGGUUCACGUGGUGCAACUGGUUCACCUGGUGCAACUGGUUCACCUGGUGCAACUGGUUCGCCUGGUGCAACUGGUUCACGUGGUGCAACUGGUUCACCUGUUGCAACUGGUUCACGUGGUGCAACUGGUUCACCUGGUGCAACUGGUUCAACUAGUGCAACUGGUUCACCUGGUGCAACUGGUGCAACUGGUUCACCUGGUGCAACUGGUUCACCUGGAUCAACUGGUUCACGUGGCGCAACUGGUUCACCUGGUGCAACUGGUUCACGUGGUGCAACUGGUUCACCUGGUGCAAUUGGUUCACGUGGUGCAACUGGUUCACCUGGUGCAACUGGUUCACCUGGUGCAACUGGUUCACGUGGUGCAACUGGUUCACGUGGUGCAACUGGUUCACCUGGUGCAACUGGUUCACGUGGUGCAACUGGUUCACCUGGUGCAACUGGUUCACGUGGUGCAACUGGUUCACCUGGUGCAACUGGUUCACUGGUGCACCAUGUGCAGGCCGAGGGAAACAGAAAACCCAAUUGAUCGAUGUGGCAGGCCACUGAUUUGCUCAGGUGUCAGGCUAUUUUUAGAAACACUACGUCACGGGCUUGAAAUAGGAAAAAAUGGGACAUUAGGUCAUUGA